UUAUUUUUCUGCCAAAAGAAACAUUUGAGGCGGUAACAGUAGCCAAUUUUCAUUGGUCGACCCCUGUGGCCAGCCUUAGGCAUGACUCAGGCCGCCACGCCACCGGCCCCCCACCGAUUAUAUAUUCAGAAAAGCGUCGAAAUUACUUCCCGCCUACUCGACACUUCCCCCACUUUCACCACUCUUGGUCCUUUGGGACAUAUACCACUUCCUCUUUUUUAUAUCAGUCCAUCUGAUAUUGCAUCGAGUGGAAAGUUAUCGCGGUUAGCGAAUUUCCGUCAUGCCCAAGAAUAAGGGAAAGGGCGGUAAGAACCGUCGUCGUGGAAAGAACGAGAACGACAACGAGAAGCGUGAACUCGUGUUCAAGGAAGAAGGCCAGGAGUAUGCCCAGGUUGUGAAGAUGCUUGGAAACGGCCGUCUCGAGGCGCUGUGCUUCGAUGGCGAGAAGCGUCUGGCGCACAUUCGUGGCAAGCUCAGGAAGAAGGUCUGGAUCAACCAGGGUGAUAUCAUCCUUCUCUCUCUCCGUGAUUACCAGGACGAAAAGGGCGACGUUAUCAUGAAGUACACUGCCGAUGAGGCCAGAAGUCUCAAGGCCUACGGUGAGCUGCCCGAACACGCCAAGAUCAACGAGACCGAUACCUACGGCCACGAAGGCUUCGAGGACAACGUCGAGUUCGACGAGGACCGCGAGAGCGAAGACGAGAAGGAGAUCGAUGUCGACGAGCUCUAAAAACCUUCAUCCCUUUGGAUUCAGCCCUGCGAGAGCUACUGGGGAUCCUGUUCGCCAGCCCCUCUUUUCUCUUUCUCAAAGCCAAGCUAUUUCCUUUCUGGGAAACCCGACAGGCUUCCUUCUGUGAAAGGUCUUUCUUGCGUCA
Aspergillus pseudonomiae is the source of this 875-nucleotide messenger RNA. RefSeq names its product translation initiation complex factor eIF1A. Gene Ontology annotation, cellular component: cytoplasm. Gene Ontology annotation, biological process: translational initiation. The transcript has 2 exons. Gene Ontology annotation, molecular function: translation initiation factor activity; RNA binding. The coding region runs from base 281 to 730 and encodes 149 amino acids. Lineage: Eukaryota; Fungi; Ascomycota; Eurotiomycetes; Eurotiales; Aspergillaceae. The record is from RefSeq and is a predicted model, not a curated record.